AUGUUUGGAAUUCUGGUACCGAGUAUUCAUUAUUGCGGAUUUUUCGGCACCUGGAAGCCGAAAAAGAGUGAAGGGGGGAAGCCGAAAAAGGAAAGCGAAGGCAAAAUAUGGGGUGCAGUUCACAAGCGAUCCAGACUCUGGGGAACCUUGGUUCUAGAGCUCCACUUCCUGUUAACCCAAGCUGUCGGAUCAGUAUACAAAUAUGAUGAUGUUUCCCCAGGUUUCUGGCCGGCGAUGCAACAAAUUUCAGUCCUUCAACUUGGCGGGAAUCCUUCUCCAGAUCUGACGGUCAACAUGAUCAAGCUCACACUCUACAGCAUCGGCGUAUGUCUGGUGAUAUGCGUCGGAGGCUUCACGUAUGGCUUUGGCUUUGCUAGCUUUGUCACGAGCAUGGGACAGCCAGGGUUCUAUGAGUAUUUUGAUCUCCAACCUGGGACGGCUUACACUGCAAGCAUCCUCGGAGCAGUCAAUGCACUCUAUUACUUUGGAGCCGCCGUGGGUGCACUUUUGCAAGGAUACGUGGCCGACUGGCUUGGACGCAGAUUGGCGCUUGCCGUCGCCGCUGGCUUUUCUCUCGUGGGAGGAUCACUUGCGGCCGGCGCUGUCAAUGUCCCUAUGCUUAUUACCGUACGGAUCCUACAUGGGAUAGGCCUGGGCAUGAUCAUCUGCCUGGUUCCGGUUUACCUGACCGAAAUAUCUCCAGCCAAAUGGCGCGGCUUCAUUGCUGGCUUGACUACCCUCAGCUUUUCCAUGGGUUAUGUCAUAUGCAGCUGGAUUGCCGUGGGCACAUACUUUUCCAAGAACCUCACUCUACAGUGGAGGCUACCACUAGCAUUGGCGGUUGCUCCUGCAGUGAUAGUUUUGUUGGCCACAGCUUUCCUCCCCGAAACUCCUCGUUAUUUGGUCUUUCGCGGAAGAUUGGACGAGGCAUGGGCACUCCUACAAAGGAUCCAUCAUGAUCCGAGUGAUGCCCAGGAAGCCGCAGCGAAAGCUGAGUAUACUCAGAUUGUUAAACAAGUCGAAUACGAAAAGGAAGUCAAUGUUGGAUUGAUUCAGAUCUUCAAGAAGCCCUCGUGGAGGAAGAGGGCUCUUCUUGCCAUGGGUGUUCAAUUUGCUUCACACUGCACAGGUGUUAACGGUAUUGCGGCCUAUCUACCCAUGCUUAUGUCUUCGCUCGGUGUCAGCGGAGUAAUGCCUCUUGUUCUGUACGGGCUUUACGUUACCAUUGGAACUUCUUUGGUGGCCGUAGUCAUCUCUUUUGUCGACAAAGUCGGAAGGAGAAGGCUGAUACUAAUUGGAUAUCCGUUGUUGGCCCUUGUUCUACUUACCGAGGCCCUUCUACAAUGGAAGUACCUUCAUUCUGACAACCGAGGUGGCCUCGCAGCCUGCAUUCUUUUCAUCUUCAUCCAUAUUGUCAUCUAUCAAGCAGUGGACGCCCCUACCUUUGUCUGGUGCGCCGAAAUAUUUCCCACCGUCAUUCGAGCGAAGGGCAUCUCUCUGUCCUUCUUCGGCUACUUUGUUGGAGCCAUCACCUUUACCACUCCGUCCGGGGUGGCGUUUAAGGAGAUCGGAUACCGCAUGUACCUCCUUUAUAUGGGGUUGUGCCUGAUUGCUUUUAUCAUCUUUUAUUUCUACGUCCCAGAAACUAAACAGGUGCCGAUGGAAGAGCUGGGGGCCUUGUUCGGUGAUGAGGUCGUUGUCCAUCUCACAGCAGAUGGCCGUGGCAUUGUGGAAGAACAAGUCGAUAAAGCUGUUCAAAUCGUCGACACAAAGGAGACUGACAGUACCGUUUUCAUAACCCACGAUGAGAAAGCGUAG
Exophiala oligosperma is the source of this 1818-nucleotide messenger RNA. RefSeq lists its product as uncharacterized. Gene Ontology annotation, cellular component: membrane. NCBI's taxonomy places the organism in Eukaryota, Fungi, Ascomycota, Eurotiomycetes, Chaetothyriales, Herpotrichiellaceae. Gene Ontology annotation, molecular function: carbohydrate:proton symporter activity. Bases 1 to 1818 code for a protein of 605 amino acids. The transcript has 10 exons. The record is from RefSeq and is a predicted model, not a curated record. Gene Ontology annotation, biological process: carbohydrate transport; transmembrane transport.